AUGCAAAGUCCUCAAAACCCCCGGCCUUUCAAUCAUGCAAAGUCCUCAAAACCCCCGGCCUUUCAAUCAUGCAGAGUCCUCAAAACCCCCGGCCUUUCAAUCAUGCAGAGUCCUCAAAACCCCCGGCCUUUCAAUCAUGCAGAGUCCUCAAAACCCCCGGCCUUUCAAUCAUGCAGAGUCCUCAAAACCCCCGGCCUUUCAAUCAUGCAGAGUCCUCAAAACCCCCGGCCUUUCAAUCAUGCAGAGUCCUCAAAACCCCCGGCCUUUCAAUCAUGCAAAGUCCAUAUAACCCCCGGCCUUUCAAUCAUGCAAAGUCCUCAAAACCCCCGGCCUUUCAAUCAUGCAGAGUCCUCAAAACCCCCGGCCUUUCAAUCAUGCAGAGUCCUCAAAACCCCCGGCCUUUCAAUCAUGCAAAGUCCAUAUAACCCCCGGCCUUUCAAUCAUGCAAAGUCCUCAAAACCCCCGGCCUUUCAAUCAUGCAGAGUCCUCAAAACCCCCGGCCUUUCAAUCAUGCAGAGUCCUCAAAACCCCCGGCCUUUCAAUCAUGCAGAGUCCUCAAAACUCCCGGCCUUUCAAUCAUGCAGAGUCCUCAAAACCCCCGGCCUUUCAAUCAUGCAGAGUCCUCAAAACCCCCGGCCUUUCAAUCAUGCAGAGUCCUCAAAACCCCCGGCCUUUCAAUCAUGCAGAGUCCUCAAAACCCCCGGCCUUUCAAUCAUGCAGAGUCCUCAAAACCCCCGGCCUUUCAAUCAUGCAGAGUCCUCAAAACCCCCGGCCUUUCAAUCAUGCAGAGUCCUCAAAACCCCCGGCCUUUCAAUCAUGCAGAGUCCUUAG
Molecule: messenger RNA, 831 nt
Organism: Penaeus chinensis
Lineage: Eukaryota; Metazoa; Arthropoda; Malacostraca; Decapoda; Penaeidae
Product: putative proline-rich protein 21
Exons: 1
Coding region: 1-831 (276 amino acids)
Source: RefSeq, a predicted model, not a curated record